UGUGUUGAGAGUGGGGUAUAAAACAGGUUCGCGCCAGAAUUAGUUGCUCUAGCAACACGCCAGCUAACUGCAAAGCUCAUCAUUUACAGUUGACAGCUUGCUUCAGGAUGGCUGGAAAGAAAGUGUUGAUCGUGUACGCCCACCAGAGCUCUGGCUCAUUCAGCGCUGCAGCUAAAGAUGCCGCAGUGGAAGUUUUGGCCGCUCAGGAUUGCACAGUAGAAGUAUCUGACCUGUAUGCCAUGAAGUUUAAAGCCACUGCUACUGCCGAGGACAUCACCGGAGAAGUUAAGAACGCUGAUCACUUCUGUUAUGCGGAGGAGACUAAACUGGCAUGGGAGGAAGGAAAACUGUGCUCUGACAUCAUGGAGGAACAACGUAAACUCACUCAGGCAGACCUCGUCAUCUUUCAGUUCCCCAUGUACUGGUUCACUGUUCCUGCUAUCGUGAAGGGCUGGAUCGACCGGGUGCUCACACUGGGCUACGCGCACUCCCCAGAGAAUCGAUACAGUCAGGGAAUUUUCAAGGACAAGAAAGCCAUGCUGUCCUUCACCACUGGGUCUCCUGAGUCCAUGUUCAGUGCAAAUGGCAUUAAUGGAGACAUGAACGUCACACUGUGGCCACUACAGAAUGGCAUCCUGCACUACUGUGGCUUCCAGGUUCUGGCUCCUCAGAUCUUCUGGGCUCCGUCUUACGUUCCUCCUGAGGCACGCAGCACCAUGCUGGAAGGCUGGCGUAAACGACUGCAAGGCCUCCUGGGAGAAAAACCACUUUCCUUCACUCCCUUGGAUUGCUUUGAUGGAGAGAGUUACCAACUGAAGCCUGAGGUCUGUGAGAAACAUGCCACCAAGGAGUAUGGACUAACGGUGGGGAUCCACCUGGGAAAGGCACUCCCACCCAACAGCCAGAUGAAAGCUGGAGUCUGAAGAUGGCCGUGUCUUUAAAUUGCAUAAUUGGAAAAAUAAAGGCUGAUGUACUGA
This is a messenger RNA of Sander lucioperca (pikeperch), 977 nucleotides long. Its product is annotated as ribosyldihydronicotinamide dehydrogenase [quinone]-like. The record is from RefSeq and is a predicted model, not a curated record. NCBI's taxonomy places the organism in Eukaryota, Metazoa, Chordata, Actinopteri, Perciformes, Percidae. Gene Ontology annotation, molecular function: NAD(P)H dehydrogenase (quinone) activity. Gene Ontology annotation, cellular component: cytosol. The coding region runs from base 108 to 923 and encodes 271 amino acids. The transcript has 6 exons.